This is a messenger RNA of Spodoptera exigua (beet armyworm), 1462 nucleotides long. The record is from the annotation of a GenBank genome assembly. NCBI's taxonomy places the organism in Eukaryota, Metazoa, Arthropoda, Insecta, Lepidoptera, Noctuidae.
AUGCAGUAUCAUCCAGUAGCGCUAGGCGGACAUUGCGCGAUAUCCACAGCUGGUCAUGUCAGGCAGGGCAGGUUGGUGCGCCAUGCGAACGCAGCCGAGUCAGCUGUCGACACGAGUGCAAGUCCUGCGGGUGAGGCUGCAGUCUGUGAGGACGCUCGCAACCUCAUCGUCCACUGUCCAGUGUUGAUCGUUUGGCACGCUCUAUCGUACCUGAUUACUGUCACUAAGCCAAAUACUGUGGGCGAUAUACGUUUUUAUGAAACCGUGGCGAUAGUUAGUAUUAAGUUUCUCAAGUCGCGGCGCGGCAAAGUGAUCAUGAUGGUGAACACGUUCCCUUUCUGUGAGGAGUCCAAGUUGAGGGACAAGGUGAUAUGGCGGUGUACUUCCAAGAAGACAAAUUGCAAAGCGAGGAUACAUAUGUUGGGCACCAGCGUGGUCGCAGUGAAGGGCAUGCAUAACCACCCGCCGCGCGCUCUCUGCCUGCCCCCACGGCGACCUAACGCGCGCAAGGGACUCGAGGCGAGUCCCACUCCGGUUUCUCUAACUGCCCCAGUCACGACACUCGAUGCUCUUGCGCUGCAGUCGUCUGAAAUAGAAUGAACACUCUGUAGAAGUCAUUGCGUAUGAAACAGCAUUACUUUUCUUUACUCGUACUGAAUGAAGUGUAUUUAAUUUACGUAUAUCCAAGCAAUUUAGACAAUAAUAUUAUAUAUAAAUAAGCAUAUAGGUGUUAGGAUAGCAGUUAAGAUUGUGUGGUAUUGUCCUGGACGGUCAAUUACCACGUCGAUUCCAUUCCAUGAAUAACAUUGUACUGCCGCCUUUAUCGCUUUCUCUGGUGCUUUGGUAAGUAAAAAAGUGUUCCAUAGGUUUAAAAUGUGUUGUAUUCUAAUGAACUGAACUGUAGUACUCUACUUCCUUGUUAAUGUUUUAUCGGAAUGUAUAGAUAUUUAGUUAUGCACUAUCGUUUUAAUUGAUACGUUUUAAUGCUCGUCGAGCUGUAAAAAGGCGAUCACGCAAUCGAGUGAUGCUUCCAUCGGCACUGGUGUAAUCGUUGUCUACCAACGUUUCAAGACGCUCUGUACCUACCUGACAUGCACUAACAAUGCCGAAUUGUGAUAACAUUCGAUCAUUACUAUACAAAUUUUAAUAUUAAAUAUUUAAUGUACUUAUGUCAAGAUGUAAAACUCAAGUAUUUAUUACUCGUUGAUAUUUGGCGUGUGUUAUAUCCUAAAUUGUAAGAAAAAGUGCCUUGUGUAUAACAAUGGGACAUAUAUUGUCAAUUAAAAUAAUUGAUGUACUGAACAUUCCCUAUUGAAAAUUUUAGCUGUGCUCUUUGUAGUUAUAUUAUACAUUAUACAGUAAUUUUGAUAUUAUCUUUAUAAAUAUCGAUUUGAAAGACAUCGUUACUUUUAUCGAGAGUAUUACUCCUAAGAUUUAGAUCAUUAAAGUUUAUAUUUGAAUA